Messenger RNA from Exophiala mesophila, 2365 nucleotides. RefSeq lists its product as uncharacterized. The transcript is spliced from 5 exons. The coding region runs from base 1212 to 2312 and encodes 366 amino acids. The record is from RefSeq and is a predicted model, not a curated record. Lineage: Eukaryota; Fungi; Ascomycota; Eurotiomycetes; Chaetothyriales; Herpotrichiellaceae. Gene Ontology annotation, molecular function: zinc ion binding; oxidoreductase activity.
CUUUUCUCUUUUCUCUUUCUUUUUUGUCCAUUCAUCAACACAAUGAAUCUAUUAAUUUUCUUGUCGAAUCUAAUCUUUCUGACCAGCUCUCCUUGAUGGCUGCUCCUCAGUUCAUACACGACUCCUCAAUCUCAGAGCCCCACCUUUACCCAUUUCAACACCGCCCUCGCCUUUGUGCCGUCCUAUCGAAAACAUCAGCUUGGCUGGCACAUUCGACCUAACGAAGGAAGAAGCAAUCCUCAACGUACCUUGAGAGUAUACUCAUGGACUGGCUGCAAAGCUGGAUUGUGCGCAAUCUCCACUCUGGUUUUCCACAAGAGACCUCCAUCCUCCCUUUCAGACAAAGUCAUGGGUCCCCCAUACGACGUCAACGAUCGGCCAAUCCGCAACACCUCGGCAUCGGUGGCAUCCUUCCACUCUCCAGUUCCGGCCUCCAGCGGCGCCAAAGCUGAUGGGGCGAUCAAGAUGGCCGAGACAUAGCCAGUCUGCGAUAUCACCACUCGUCCAAACGGAUUGUCGCCAUGUGGCUUAUGGAAGACAGUUGUCGAGGUCGGAUCAAUAGGCAGCAUCUCCCAGGAUAUCAGUUUCCAAGCCCCAGCUAUCGUGCUUGCGUACUUGGAAAAUGGGACCGUCGUCAUUUUGGUGGGUUUGAAGUGGGUAAGUUCAAGUUACUGCUUUGGCUUGCUCGAGAUGCUCACAGCAUUUGUACACAAUCUGGUUCUAUUAGAUUUAGAAUUUCCCGGCAACUAGGUCACCUUUGCACUAACCCAACUCGAUCAUCCCUCGGUGUUGCGACAGAGAAGACCAUCUCACCACAAGGCUGUUUCCUCAUUCCCCCUCACAAUCUUAUCCCUUGUUAUCCCCACACUGUACAACCGGCGGCCCGCGGGGGUUUUCUUGAACAAGCGAGAAGCGGGGAAAUCCAGAUGGCAAACUGACUCCUCAGUUUCAGAUGACGAUGCAGAAAAGCCACCUACCUCUAACCAUCCUGUCCACCUCUACAAUACCAGCCGGAACGAACCGUAAUUAGGACUGAGUACCUCCUUGAUGAUUCUCGAGACUAUCACCGAGCCUCUCAACCAAACUGCGAGACUUUCGAAGUAUCCGCUUCGAAAUUCUAGCAUUCAACAACCCGUUUCCCCACCCCGCAGCGUAUAGAACGGCCGGCACAGGCAUACCAACAUCACCAGCAACACAAUCAUCCAAUCACCAUGGCACCUUCCACCAUGCGAGCUGUCGUCCUCAAGGGAGAUUAUCAAGUCGCCGUCGAAGAUCGUCCUUACCCAAAACUUCAGAAGCCCACUGACGCCAUUCUCAAAGUCACUUCCACAGCACUCUGUGGGUCGGAUCUCCAUUUUUACCGUGGUCAUCUUAAAUGCCCACCCGACUUCAUCUGUGGUCAUGAAUUUGUUGGCAGCAUCGUCGAAAAGGGUGACGCGGUGAGCAACUUCGACAUUGGUGAUAAGGUCGUCGUCCCUUUCUAUACGGCUUGUCAGGAAUGCUACUACUGCGUCCGUGGCCAAGCAAGUCGCUGCGCCAAAGGUGAACUAUUUGGCAACUCGGUACCUGCCAAUACUGUCGACGGCGGACAAGCCGAGUAUGUGAGAGUGCCUCUGGCCAACACCACUCUUGCCAAGGCACCAACUGACAUUCCUGAGGAGAUGUUGGUGCUGAUGGCCGAUAUUUUCCCUACUGGAUAUUUCGCCGCAGCGCGGUUUCUUAAAGACCUACCACAGCGGGAUCGCGACGAAUACACUACGGUGGUCAUCGGAUGUGGUCCCGUUGGCAUCUGUGCCAUCACUUGCGCCCUUACAAUGGUCAAAAAGGUUUAUGCCAUUGACUCGGUCCCGGAGCGCCUGGCCGAAGCCGAAAAGAUUGGCGCAAUCCCAAUCAACCUGAACGACAAUCCCGUUGAGAAGAUCAAGGCCGCAAGCGAUGGUCGCGGCGCCGAUGUGGUGCUUGAGGUUGUCGGUCAUGCUGAUGCUUUCAUGUUGGCUUUCGACAUGAUCCGUCCUUGGGGUCAGAUCAGCUCUAUCGGUGUCCAUACCGAACAAAUCCCCCUCAAUGGCCUGUUGUGCUAUGGGAAAAAUGUGACCAUGUCAUUUGGCCGUUGUCCUGUCCGAAGCAUCUUUGAGGAUGCGCUUAAACUGCUGGUCCAGGAACAGAAGAAGAUUGCUUUCUUGUGCGGAAAGACCAUGAGUCUCGAAGAUGCCCCUCAAGCUUAUAAGGAUUUUGAAGCCAGAAAGGUUCUGAAGAUCGUUUUCAAGAUGCCUGGAGAGGCCACUGGUCAAAACAUUGCGGAUAAGGUCUAGUAGUACUAGAAGUAGGUACUAAGUUAAGGAAUCCCCAUUACGGUGUAAACAGG